This is a messenger RNA of Arvicanthis niloticus (Nile rat), 4553 nucleotides long. RefSeq names its product peptidyl arginine deiminase 2 (gene Padi2). The record is from RefSeq and is a predicted model, not a curated record. Gene Ontology annotation, biological process: chromatin remodeling. Lineage: Eukaryota; Metazoa; Chordata; Mammalia; Rodentia; Muridae. Gene Ontology annotation, cellular component: cytoplasm; nucleus. Gene Ontology annotation, molecular function: calcium ion binding; histone arginine deiminase activity.
GCAGGCGCAGCGGAGGACUUACCUGUAGCAGGUGCUCAUUCCUGGGAGCAGCGCGGUGGGCAGCCGGCUCUGCGAGGGGAAGAUGCUGCGAGAGCGGACAGUGCGGCUGCAGUACGGGAGCCGCGUGGAGGCGGUGUACGUGCUGGGCACUCAACUCUGGACCGAUGUCUACAGUGCAGCCCCUGCUGGGGCCAAAACCUUCAGCCUGAAGCACUCGGAGGGCGUGAAGGUGGAGGUCGUACGUGAUGGAGAGGCAGAGGAGGUGAUCACCAACGGCAAGCAGCGCUGGGCCCUGUCACCCAGCACCACACUGCGGCUCAGCAUGGCCCAGGCCAGCACAGAGGCCAGCAGCGACAAGGUUACUGUCAACUACUAUGAAGAGGAGGGCAGCGCCCCCAUUGACCAGGCGGGACUGUUCCUCACGGCCAUUGAGAUCUCCCUGGAUGUGGACGCAGACCGGGAUGGAGAGGUGGAGAAGAACAAUCCUAAGAAGGCAUCCUGGACCUGGGGUCCUGAGGGCCAGGGGGCCAUCCUCCUGGUGAAUUGUGACCGAGACACACCGUGGUUGCCCAAGGAGGAUUGUAGCGACGAAAAGGUCUACAGCAAGCAAGACCUCCAGGACAUGUCUCAGAUGAUCCUGAGGACCAAAGGCCCGGACCGAUUGCCCGCCGGAUAUGAAAUAGUCCUCUACAUUGCCAUGUCGGACUCAGACAAAGUGGGCGUGUUCUACGUGGAGAAUCCGUUCUUUGGACAACGCUACAUCCAUAUCCUGGGUCGGCAGAAGCUCUACCAUGUGGUGAAGUACACUGGUGGCUCUGCCGAGUUGCUGUUCUUCGUGGAAGGCCUCCGUUUCCCCGAUGAGAGUUUCUCAGGCCUGGUUUCCAUCCACGUCAGUCUGCUGGAGUACAUGGCGGAGGGCAUCCCGUUGACACCCAUCUUCACAGACACUGUGACGUUUCGGAUUGCACCAUGGAUUAUGACCCCCAACAUCCUGCCUCCUGUGUCAGUGUUUGUGUGCUGCAUGAAGGACAAUUACCUGUUCCUCAAAGAGGUGAAGAACCUGGUGGAGAAAACCAAGUGUGAACUGAAAGUCUGUUUCCAGUACAUGAAUCGUGGUGACCGCUGGAUUCAGGAUGAAAUCGAGUUUGGCUACAUUGAGGCACCCCACAAAGGCUUCCCAGUAGUGUUGGACUCCCCUCGCGAUGGAGAACUGAAGGACUUCCCCAUUAAGCAACUCCUGGGCCCAGAUUUCGGCUAUGUGACCCGGGAGCCCCUCUAUGAGACUGUCACCAGCCUCGACUCCUUCGGCAAUCUGGAGGUCAGUCCUCCUGUGACCGUGAAUGGCAAGACAUACCCACUUGGCCGGAUCCUCAUCGGGAGCAGUUUCCCUCUGUCUGGAGGCAGGAGGAUGACCAAGGUGGUGCGUGACUUCCUGCAGGCCCAGCAGGUGCAGGCGCCCGUGGAACUCUACUCCGACUGGCUGACUGUAGGCCACGUCGAUGAGUUUAUGACCUUUGUUCCCAUCCCAGGCAAAAAGGAAUUUCGGCUGCUCAUGGCCAGUACCUCUGCCUGCUACCAGCUCUUCAGAGAAAAGCAGAAGGAAGGCCACGGGGAGGCCAUUAUGUUCAAGGGCCUGGGGGGCAUGAGCAGCAAACGCAUCACCAUCAACAAGAUCCUGUCCAAUGAGAGCCUCACGCAGGAAAACCAGUACUUUCAGCGCUGUCUGGACUGGAACCGUGACAUCCUUAAGAAGGAGUUAGCGCUGACUGAGAAGGACAUCAUUGACCUGCCUGCUCUCUUCAAGAUGGAUGAAGACCGCCAGGCCAGGGCUUUCUUCCCUAACAUGGUGAACAUGAUCGUGCUAGACAAAGACCUGGGUAUCCCCAAGCCCUUCGGGCCCCAGGUGGAGGAGGAGUGCUGCCUGGAGACACAUGUUCGAGGCCUGCUGGAGCCCCUGGGUCUUGCCUGCACUUUCAUCGAUGACAUCUCCGCCUACCACAAGUUCCUGGGAGAGGUUCAUUGUGGCACCAAUGUCCGCAGGAAGCCCUUCGCCUUCAAGUGGUGGCACAUGGUGCCCUGACUGCCAGGGGCCCUGACCUUUCCUCCUCCCCUGCGGUCUCUUGGUCCUUCCGUGCCCUCCCAAGACCUUCCCCUACAAGAAGAGGGUGGGCUUGGGGGAUAUAUGUGCCUUGCUGUCCCCUGGAGAAGGACCUCAGUGUCCACUGAAGCCACCCCAAGUAAGCCCCACCAUCCCCCCCACCUGAAACUAGCGGGACGUGUGGUUAGUGUGCAGAGCUCUGGCAGGGAAAAUCAGACUUCAACAUAUCAUGUAGGCAGACUGCCCCCCCAGAAUUCUCAGCCUCUACGCCAAAUCAGAAUGAAGGGAGAGAGAAGGGAGGCUCUGAGGUCACCCAUCUGACAUUCAAGGUAGACCACAAGGACCAGGGCCAGAGUCCUGGUGAACCUUGGAUGGUAUCAUCACUUCAAACUCUCCUCCCCCAGGGCCUCCUGGUGGCUUCCUGCACCCAUUCAUUCCUUACAGCUUCCAGUACACACUGAGUCCCCACUCCCUGAGGGUCCAAUCAGUCAGCUUAGAAUCUUCCGGAAAUAGGUCUUAGUAGAGUCAAGUUCUUCACUCUCUGUGGAUGCAUCCUGCCCAAAUUUGGAGGGAGGGACAGGUCUCAAACUAGCAUCCACGGUCCAAAAUUCAGUAUAUGAAGGUGCUCCUGCCCGUCAACGCUAUUUCUGUUCUCUCACCUGGUCCUCACUUCUCUGGCCAGUCCACAGGCCCCUUUCUCCAUUGUUCUAUUUUGGACACUGCCCCUAUUCUGGACAUUGCCCCUCCAGCAGCUACACAGUUUCUUUGCCACCAGGCAGAUUCAGGCCUCCUGAGAGUAAGAAACAGCCUAUCUCUCCCCUUGAUGCUGGCCCCAAUGUUCAAGGAUGCUGGCCGGGCUCCAGCCUCAGUGAUCACUUCCCAGCUAGCUACUACUCCAGAGCUGCAAUUUCCCAGCACCUGACAAAGGCCUUCCAUCCAGAUACAGGCAAAUUUAUCCCCUCUGCUUCAAUAGAAAGGCCCCCUAGAUCUGUAGAGAUGGCUCAGCAAUUAAAAAUGCUUCCUGCUCUUAAACAGGAUCCAAGUUCAGUUACCAACACUCACAUCUGUCUGGGUCCAAAACCCUUUUCUGGGCCCUGAGGGCACUGCACAUGUGUCCACAAACCUAUACACAUAAAUACAUUUUUUAGGGUCUGUGAGGGAUGGCCCAGUGGUUAAGAGCACUUGCUGUUCUUGCAGAGUUCCGGGGUUCAGUUCUCAGCACCCAAGUGGUGGCUCACAACUACCUAUAACUCUAGUUUCAGGGGGUCCAACGCUCUCUUCUGACCUCCACGGGCUUCUGCACACAGAUGGUUCACGUACACACACUCGAGCACACAUACAAGUAAAGUAAAAUAAAUGAUAUUUAAAAAAUUUUUAAAAAAUUAAAAUAAAGAAGGUCCUUUAAGGCCAAGAAGAUAGGAAAUAUUAAUUCUACUUUGAAGGGUUAAACGGUCCCGUUUUAUAACCAAAGAAAGGGUUACAGACCUACAUUCUUAGGGGAACAAGACUGUUACCUUGGAUUAUUCCCUCAGCUAUGCAGUCAGUGGGUCGUAUGCCACUGAGCAGAGGGCAGAGACCUGGACUCUGACAACAUAAGCUAGCCAGAGACUCGCUUGUCCCCAACAGACAAAACCGACAUCUACAUGUCUGUCCUUUGUCCUGGCUGUGGUAGGCUCUUUGGAAACACUACCCAGUAUAUUCAAUAAGUAUUCAAGACAACAGUCACUCCCUUCAAGAACUAGGGGUGUGUCCUCUUUUUCAUCCAGCUGGGCCUACAGCACCAUGACAGGUCAGGUCCCGGAGCCUCCAAAGCUGUCAUGUCAUCCUCUGUCUCUGGGGAUAGUAGUUUCUGCCCUUGAGGGCAAAGCUCCAAAUCCAGUCUCCGGCUCCAGAGUAGAGAACACAGGGACCUCUCUGAGGGAGCUGAUCUGGAGAUGUGGGGUUUUCACAUGUGUGGUGUUCGUUUAAAGUGACCUUACUGCUUUUAUUUUUAUCUCGUUAGGAAGUAAGUGAACACCUCCCACAUGGAGGCCGCUUGGCUUUGCAGGUUGUGCUACAAUUCUCCCUGUUGGUUGUUUCAGAAAUUUCUGGAACUCCAGGACUCAGACACUGCCUGUCCCAUCUCAGUUACUCACCCAGUGUGACUCCCUAAGUGUGGGUGCCCCACCCCGUGGGCUCCUUGCUCUUCCCUACCCCCACUGUGUGUGUGUGUGUGUGUGUGUGUGUGUGUGUGUGUGUGUGUUUAACUUAGGCCCAGAUGCUUCUGGGCUACACCAGUUCCUGUUUCAAUGUUAAUUUUGAAAUGCUCUGUGAAGGGCGGUGGGGACCGCAGGAAGAUGGCGGGAACCAGGAACCAGGCAGUAUCAACUUCCUGGAGAAGGAGCCAAGAUGGAGACUGAGAAGUGUUUGGGGAUUAGCCAAAAUAAAGAGCAAUAAAAUAAGCCGUCCACGGGAA